AUGGAGUCCACCACCUCGGGAGGCUUCCAGUCCCGUCGCUCAUACCCAUCCCUUCACCAUAUCUCUCUAGCACCCUUAAACCCACGAUUUCCUAUUGACGACGACACUGAUCCAACAGACUACUUCAACCACCGCGACCAUGAAACUCCAGCCAGUGGUACCCGUACACCUCCAGCAUCAUCCUAUCUAUCCAGCGUCUCAGUCCCGAGCACGCCACCGAUCCUCUCCCACUCACGUAGCAACUCAAGAAGCCGCCACCACACGCGCAGCAAGACCUCUACAGGGGCAGGACCCUUCAGCGACAUGAAUCUGCACAACCGGGAGCUAAGCCAUGCCCUCCACCACAUGCAAGACACGCACAAGAAACAUCACAGCAUCUCUCAUUCGCAAGGACGACGCCCCCUGCCGGACAGCACGCCGAAAUCCAAAUCCGACGCAGAAUGGAUGCUCCGCGCAGGCAUUGCCCUAGCCUCUUCAACCCGCGAGGAAAAAGGCCAAAGCUGGCUCUCUAAGCGCGAGAGCUCAACAAGCCUCACCCCCUUCGACGAAACACCCACCAACCGCCACCACCACCGCACCAAAUCAGGCGCCUCGUGGCGCGCUUCUCGCUCCGGCGCUUCAACCCCAGGUGGAGGCGGCGCUCUCUCCCGUCGCGCCUCCCGCUCCCGCGCCGGUAGCAGACGCGGCAGUAGAGUUGAUCUAAGCAUGACCGCCCUCCCGGCGACAUCAUCUACCUCAACGACAGCAGAGAAGGUAUGCACCGGCUCGGGAACGAAUACAGGAACCGUCACACGCACGGCGAGCCCCGAAGCGCGCGGCCGUAGUCCUUUAGUGCCGGACUUCGUGGACGCGCACCUCCGCGCAGAGAUGGCGUCGCUAGAGCAUCGCGAGCACGAGUUAGAUGAAGACUCUGUGUACUGGGAUGGGACGGGCUCGGACGAAGAUGAGACUUCGUCUGAGUAUUCGUGUAGCUCUGACGAGACACCGGACGAGUUUGAUGAGGCGGAUUUGCAGCAGCUGACGCGUGAGCGUGGGUUCGGGCUCGGAUCUUGGAUUGACCGGUUGGUUGAGUGGACGCUUUUCGGAGUUGAGGAGUGGCCUGUGGCCGUUCCGGCUGCUGUGCCUGCUGCAGCGGCUGCUUCGCGUAUUGGUACGGCGGAUACUACUACUACUGUUACAUUUGAGGAGCCUCUUCUGGUUUCUGGGGGGGAUGAUGAUGCGCUUUCACUUGGUUCGGUUGGAGACGGGGAUUUGUCUGAUGAUGGGGAUUCUUCUCGUGGUGAUGGUCAGAAUUCUACUGGUAGUGCUGCUCCCAUUGAGAAGCCUGGAACACAGGGUGGGUGGGAGGACGCUGAGUGGCUGUUCCGUUUGAUGAAGCGGGCGUUGGUAUGA
Molecule: messenger RNA, 1392 nt
Organism: Penicillium concentricum
Lineage: Eukaryota; Fungi; Ascomycota; Eurotiomycetes; Eurotiales; Aspergillaceae
Product: DUF3984 domain-containing protein
Exons: 2
Coding region: 1-1392 (463 amino acids)
Source: RefSeq, a predicted model, not a curated record